This is a messenger RNA of Peronospora matthiolae, 435 nucleotides long. NCBI's taxonomy places the organism in Eukaryota, Oomycota, Peronosporomycetes, Peronosporales, Peronosporaceae. The record is from the annotation of a GenBank genome assembly.
AUGCGAGCGAAAAUCCACGUGAAGGACGGGAACGUCGCUGAUCGCCGAGAACUCGUGGAACACUAUAUCGAGACACUAGAUGACCACGAUUUCGCAAAGCAAUUGACCUUGCUGCGCUUGGACGACGUGGAUACGCUUGAGAUAACGCAGCACACAUAUGAACGCAUGCAAAAGCGCAAAGGCAAUCUCCUGAUCAGUUCAGGCAAGUUCUGCUUACGAUCAGCGUCGCCAUACUCUCCAAGUCCAUCCAAACCGGCUCGAGCUGUGCGCGCAAUCCACGUGGGGGGCGAGAGCAGUUCGUCGGAAUCAGAUAUAAGCAUUGCGGAAUUGGACGAAAACCUACGACGUGUUUACAGCGCCACAGCAGCCGACCAUACGGAAGACCGGGGAAAUGAUCGUCCGACCAAGCCAAGAUCGAACGACCGUGAAGCCUGA